This is a messenger RNA of Gambusia affinis (western mosquitofish), 6223 nucleotides long. It is a transcript of the gene pnpla7b, whose product is annotated as patatin-like phospholipase domain containing 7b. The coding region runs from base 46 to 3990 and encodes 1314 amino acids. The record is from RefSeq and is a predicted model, not a curated record. Lineage: Eukaryota; Metazoa; Chordata; Actinopteri; Cyprinodontiformes; Poeciliidae. Gene Ontology annotation, cellular component: endoplasmic reticulum. The transcript has 35 exons. Gene Ontology annotation, molecular function: phosphatidylcholine lysophospholipase A1 activity. Gene Ontology annotation, biological process: lipid metabolic process.
UUAAGGUAUGUAUACAAAAAACAUUGCGCCUUAAAGAAGGCAGGCAUGGACAGCCAGGAUGAGGAGGAAAGCUGUGUCUACCCGAACCUGGGUCCACUCACCAGUGAGAUCCGAGCCAAGAUGGAGCAGUUUGUGGAGGAACGGACUGAAGCCAGUUUGUGGAUUUUUGUUCUGGUUGGAGCUGUGAUCACUGUCUCUGUUCUGGGAGUUGUUGUGCUGUUUCUCUACAGAAGAUACAAAAAAUCAAAGGAGCAGGCCGGCGUUCCUCACUACCGCUUCAGAAAGAGGGACAAGGUGAUGUUCUACGGCAGGAAGAUCAUGAGAAAGGUUCAGACAUUGUCCACAACUCCUGCCAACAAUUCAAACUCAGCUUCACGGCAGAGAGUAAGGAAGAGGACCAAAGUCCUGUCCAUAGCACGAAAGAUUCUGCGCAUCCGGAAGGAACCGCCCACCCUGCAGCCCAAAGAGCCCCCUCCCUGCCUGCUCGAAGCUGAUCUCACUGAGUUCGAUGUGCAGAACUCCCACUUGCCCUCGGAGGUGCUCUACAUGCUGAAGAACGUCAGGGUGCUCGGCCACUUUGAGAAGCCUCUCUUCUUGGAACUCUGCCGCCACAUGGUGCUGAUCCAGCUGCACCAGGGGGAGGGGCUCUUCCGACCUGGUGACAUUGAUGACAGCAUUUAUGUUGUUCAAGAUGGCCGCCUGGAGCUCUGCAUCCAUGAGAGUGAUGGGACAGACGCGGUUGUGAAGGACGUCCUGCCAGGAGACAGCGUCCACAGUCUGCUCAGUAUCCUGGACAUCAUCACCGGUUACCCAGCUCCUUAUAAAACAGUGUCCGCCAGGGCUGCAGUUCCGUCCACCGUCCUGCGUCUUCCAGCCGUGGCCUUUCAGUCCGUCUUUGAAAAGUACCCAGAGACUUUGGUCCGCGUCAUUCAGAUUAUUAUGGUGCGUCUCCAGAGAGUGACCUUUCUUGCCUUACACAAUUACCUUGGCCUUACCACUGAGCUUUUCAACCCGGAAAGUCAGGCUAUUUCUCUGGUGUCCGUAGCCAAUGUUCUGGGUGAGGCUCAUCAACACAAAGGGUUUCGUAGGCAGCCAUCCCACUCUGAAGACACGGGCUCUGAAAAAGCUGAUGCAGAAAGGUUCAGCGGAGGGGACAUGGCUGCAGCUAAAUACAAGAAAUCUCACUCCAUGCCGGGCUCAGUCGAUGGCCCUUCAGAGGUUGCCAGAGUGUUUGAUCAGACUCAGUCUGCCAAAGAAGAGGCUGUGAACCAAGGCUCUGUUAAGUCUAUUCUGAAGAAGAGUGUGACUGUGCAGCACUCUCCUUCUGCUGUUUAUCACUACGGUGAGCCCGGAGGAGGAGCCGUCCAACACAGCAAAGUCAACGUCAUCUUCCAGGCUGCUAAGAAGGAUCUGCUGAAGGUCAUCCAGCUGCAGGACCCCAGUCUGUUGGAAGGAAGGGUCACCCUUCGCCAGGUCAAAGCUGGGUGUGAGGUAGCUCACCAAGGAGAUCAAGAUGUGAGCGUGGCGUUCGUCAUCUCAGGGCUGCUCCAUGUCUACCAGCGUAUGAUCGACCGUGAGGAAGAGUGUCUGCUCUUCGUCACUCACCCGGGAGAGAUGGUGGGUCACCUGGCCGUCCUCACAGGGGAGCCCCUCAUCUUCACCGUGCGAGCCCACCGAGACUGCACCUUCCUCUCCGUAUCCAAGGCCCACUUCUACGAGAUAAUGCGGGAGGAGCCGAGGGUGGUGCUGAACGUAGCCCACACGGUGGUGAAGAGGAUGUCAUCGUUUGUCAGGCAGAUCGACUUCGCCCUGGACUGGAUGGCUGUAGAGGCUGGCCGCGCCGUCUACAGACAAGGAGACAAGUCAGACAGCACCUUCAUCGUCCUCAGCGGUCGGUUGCGCUCUGUCAUCGCCAAGGAUAACGGCAAGAAGGAGCUGGCUGGGGAGUACGGCCGCGGCGACCUGAUUGGUGUGGUGGAGGCCCUGACACACCUGAAUCGAGUCACCACGGUCCACGCUGUCAGGGACUCGGAGCUGGCCAAGCUGCCUGAAGGAGCGCUGAACUCCAUCAAGAGGAGAUAUCCUCAGGUGGUCACCAGGCUGAUCCACGUGCUGGGACAGAAGAUCCUGGGCAACAUGCAGCAGGUCAACGGGCCUCUGACCGGUCGCGGUCUGGGCCUUCAGACGCCCACCAGCAAGUGGGAUGCCGGGAAUCCAGCCUCUAAUCUGUCCACUGUGGCCAUCCUGCCCGUGUCGGACGACGUUCCCCUCACCACCUUCACUCUGGAGCUCCAGCAUGCUCUCAGCGGCAUCGGCCCUACCUUGCUGCUGACUAGCGACAUCAUCAAACAGAAACUGGGCUCUGCUGCCCUGGACAGUGUCCAUGAGUACCGUCUGUCCAGCUGGCUCGGCCAGCAGGAAGACAUCCACCGGAUAGUCCUCUACCAGUCCGACUCCGGCCUCACACCCUGGACCCAGCGCUGCAUCCGUCAGGCCGACUGCAUCAUCAUUGUGGGGCUGGGGGAGCAGGAGCCCACUGUGGGCGAGCUGGAGCGGAUGCUGGAGAGCAGCUCAGUGCGAGCCCAGAAGCAGCUGGUGCUGCUGCACAGGGAGGACGGCCCGCCGCCCAGCGGGACCGCCGAGUGGCUCAACAUGCGCAGCUGGAUCUCCAGACACCACCACCUGUCCUGUCCCCGCAGAGUGUUCUCCAAAAGGAGCUUACCCAAGCUGAGAGAGCUGUACGAGCGCGUGUUUGAAAAAUGUCCAGAUCGUCACUCUGACUUCUCCCGCCUGGCCAGGAUCCUGACAGGAAACAGCAUCGCCUUGGUUCUGGGUGGAGGGGGCGCCAGAGGCUGCUCUCAGAUCGGCGUGCUGCGUGCGCUGAUCGAAGCCGGGAUCCCCGUGGACGUGGUGGGCGGCACCUCCAUCGGCUCCUUCAUGGGAGCGCUGUACGCCGAGGAAAAGAGCAGCAGUCGGAUGAGGGUCCGGGCUCGGGAGUGGGCUAUGGGAAUGACGUCGUACUUUAAGAAGAUCUUGGACCUGACCUACCCCGUGACCUCCAUGUUUUCUGGAGCCUCCUUUAACUACAGCGUUAGCUCCAUCUUCAAGGACAAACAGAUUGAGGACCUGUGGUUGCCAUACUUCACCAUAACAACAGAUAUCACUGCUUCCUCCAUGAGGGUUCACACUGAUGGUUCACUGUGGCGUUACGUCAGAGCCAGCAUGUCGCUGUCUGGUUAUCUGCCACCUCUCUGUGAUCCCAAAGAUGGACACUUACUCAUGGAUGGAGGGUACAUCAACAACCUCCCUGCUGACGUGGCUCGCUCCAUGGGUGCCAAGGUCGUCAUCGCCAUUGAUGUUGGAAGCCGGAACGAAACCAAUCUGACCAACUAUGGCGACAGCCUGAGCGGCUGGUGGUUGCUGUGGAAACGAUUGAACCCUCUGGCUGAAAAGGUCAAGGUUCUGAACAUGGCCGAGAUCCAAACACGCCUGGCGUACGUCUGCUGCGUGAGGCAGCUGGAGGUGGUCAAAAACAGCGACUACUGCGAAUACAUCCGGCCGCCCAUCGAUCGAUACGGAACGCUGGAUUUUGGCAAAUUUGAUGAAAUCGCUGAGGUGGGGUACCAGCACGGAAAGACUCUGUUUGACGUGUGGCACCGCAGCGGAGUGGUGGACAGCAUGCUGCGGGACAGACACCAGGAGGAGUUCCAUAAAACCAAGGCUGGACAAGUGGUCACAUGUCCGAACGCCUCCUUCACCGACCUGGCAGAGAUCGUGUCCAGAAUUGAGCCAGUGAAGAACGCUCUGAUAGACGAAGAACCAUCCGAUGAGUACCAGACCGACUACGACGAGGAGGCAGUGGAAAGCGCUCUGUCGGACUUUGAGGCCUUCACUCCGGGCAGCGAACACACCGAGGGAGAGGAGACGGCUGAGACUGAUGAAGAAGUUCCCGUCCAAGUCAGACACCGGCUCCAGAAUGCUCACCUUUGACCUCCUGGGAACCACAGGAAACCCAUUUCAGAGCGGGGAGGAGUCAGCUGGUCUCCUCCUGGUGGACCUGAGCAGGACCGGCUCGCUUCCACUGGGAAGUAGAGGAGAGGUUGUUGGUUUGAUCCCGAACUCCUCUGUGUGUGUGCUGGACCUCAUGCUGACCCUGGUGUGAUGACCAGUGUGUGACUGUAGAGAGAAUCGGGCUGCGGUCAUCAGCUACACUAUAUCAUAGCACUGUGAAGAUCACAUGAAGUAUUGUGUCCAACAGAAAUCAAUUUUAAACACGUCAAUAAUUCAUGUAACUGUAUCAUAGUCUGUUUAAUGUUUCAGUGAUGCAAUGAAAAAUCCAGCCGCUAUUCUGCAUUUAACCUUUGACCUGUUGGAGAUGAAGUGACAUCAUCCAUACUGACUGCUGUCUGCUGCAGCUACCAUUCAAACUAUUCAUAAUUCAAUUUCACACAACUUCUACUUAAGAUUAUCAGCUUCAUUUAUAUUCUGAUGCUUAUUCUGUGGAAAAACUGUUAACAUGAGUCAGAAUUCUUCAAACGUCACGCAGACUUGUACAGAAGAAAUACUAAAUAUCUUUAAAAGCUGCAAUAUGUAACUUUUAUUUUAAAAAAUAGAUGUUUUUUACAUAUUUGCUAAUGUUGUCUCGGCGUUGUCUCUCAGUAUGAAAUGAUACAGAUAAUCUUUGAAAAGAUGGAUGUCCUCCAAUUCUUCUCUAAACUUCUAGUCUGAAGGAAUGCAACGUUCUGACCAAAAACAACCAAUCAGAGCCAGGGGGAGGGGCUUAGCGUUGUCAAUCAACCUUUUGUACUUUGCUUAGUGUGCUAAUGGCAGAGAAACACUUUACCGUUACAGCUUACCCUGUGUAUGAGCACCAAAUAGAGAGUGAUUGGCAGCGCUAAGAUCCGCCUCCUGGCUCUGAUUGGCUAUUUCUAGUUAUCACUGGGGGAAGAUGGAAAAGCUCGACCUUUUCACAGAUUAUCUGUCUCAUAUCAUACUGUCAUUAGAUGGCGACAGUUUCGACAAAUAUGUAAAUAAAUAUUUUUUUAUAAAAGUUAUAAACUGCAGCUUUAAGUACAAGUCCUGGCCUCUUCUGUUUCCACAUUUUGUUUUGUUGAACAUGAAACUUUAACAAUUUUCUGUCUGGACUUAAUGCAAUAGAGCAAUGCAAAAUGUUAAAAGUGAUUAAAACCCCUUAACUGUCAUCCCCAGAACAGUUAGAUGUCAGUCGGUGGGUCCAUGAGGACACCACUGUCCUCAUGACAGCCAAGAGUUUUAAACUGUGAUGUGGAAGUGAAGCAUCGUUUGGGUCUGUCUCCUAAAAGCCAAAGGAAACUAGUGGUUGUAAAGUGGAGAUCCUUUAUUGAAAACUGCAUAUUGUUUACAGUUUGGUUUACAUAACCGCCCUUUAUUUAGACACCACUGGGAAUAGCUGGGUCUCACGGCAACAGAUUGUUUCUCACAAAGUUACUCUUGUGAAGUUUGAACUUUAUUUUAAACAGUUUGAGGAGCUUCUUCCUUUUUCAGGUUGGGGAACUUGUCAAAAGCUUUCUCAUAUUUACUAAAUCAGCCCCACUAAAGGUUUUGUAGAAUCUCAACUUUGUCACUGAUGAGCUGUUGUAUCAAAAGCAGACAUGUGACCUGUGUUCUGAUCGGUUUGGCUGCAUUCAGCUCAUUGAACCUAAAUGAACUGCAGCUCAGUGGCAGCUUAACCUCCGCAGCCUAAACGUUUCCUGGUUUUAUUAAUGUCAGUAGUGUUAUAUUAAAGUUGCCUUACAGAUUAUUAAGUUGACGAAAGGUUUUGUAUUUUAGUUUGUGCUGCAGCUCUGCUCACAUAGUGUCUCUGUAACACGCUGCCAGAUUGUCGUGACAGUGAGUCUUAUUUGAGCUUCGUUUUCCUGUCAAACACAGCAGCUCUAUAAGGCAGCCAUUUUGUUUCCUGCUGACCGGGGUUUGACCCAAAGCCAGGCGUUCCGACUGGAAAACAAAACUGAAUGUUGGAGCUCGGAAAAUACUUGAUGCCACUGUUGCCUGUUCUGUGUUUGAUGCUAUAAAAUGUUAACUUUAACACUUGUAAAAACUCAACUUAUAUCUGUUGUGAUUCCUUUGUAAGUGACCUCCUAACAUAUGAUGAUGUAGAUAUAAAUAGUGAUAUGUGAUGCGUAUUAUGACAACUGAAGUGAAACCGUUGCCUUAUGUGAAAUUAAACAAUGAUAACUGUAAGGAA